This is a messenger RNA of Papaver somniferum (opium poppy), 1829 nucleotides long. RefSeq names its product LON peptidase N-terminal domain and RING finger protein 1. The transcript has 18 exons. Gene Ontology annotation, molecular function: protein binding. The record is from RefSeq and is a predicted model, not a curated record. NCBI's taxonomy places the organism in Eukaryota, Viridiplantae, Streptophyta, Magnoliopsida, Ranunculales, Papaveraceae. The coding region runs from base 177 to 1634 and encodes 485 amino acids.
UGGUCCGUGUAAAAAUACAGGACACACAAAAGAACACGAACCCUGAACAGUUUCUACUACUAGUAUACUCUAUAUACAUUUCUCAAAACGAAUACAGAUUCUAGUUUUCCUUUUUUCCCAAAUUAGGGUUUUUUAUUCUCUUUUUGAGAUACUACAGUUUUUUUUUUAUUUAAAAAAUGGCUAAUACUUAUACUGCUGAAACUUCCUCUAAUGGAGAAUUCGAUGAUGUCGAAGAUUUUGUCUUGGAAGAUGAUGAUAAUACUUCGCGAGAACGAAUCAAUCAGAUUAAUGAUUUAAUGCAGAAGGGUAAUAAAGCUUUUCGUGAUAAUCGUCUUGAAGAUUCAAUCACUUGUUACUCUAAAGCUCUCAGUCUCAAGCCUGGUGAUCCAAUUAUUCUAAGCAAUAGAAGUGCUGCUUUUACCAGGAUUAGCACAUUUUUGAAACAUAGAUCUGCUGCUGACUCUGAAUACCGACCAGUGAAUGGGCUAGAUCCUACAACACAUGCUGAACUUGCAUUAAAGGAUGCGGAGAAGGCUAUAAACAUACGAAGUAAUUCAGCAAAAUCAUAUUUUCUGAAGGCCAGUGCUCUCAUAUUGCUAGAACGAUAUGAUGAUGCACAUGAAACUCUGCUUUCCGGGCUUCAUAUUGAUCCUCUCAGCAACCACCUUCAGGUAUCCCUCCGUAACUUGGAGGCGAUUUCGGGCGGUUCAACGAAGAGGAUAAAACAUGGGAAACCCCAACGUACCGACGAUUUCGAUUGCACAGUUUGCUUAAAGUUGUUAUAUGAGCCGAUAACAACUCCUUGUGGGCAUUCUUUUUGCCGAGGUUGUCUGUUUCAGUCUAUGGAUCAUGGUAAUAAAUGUCCUAUGUGCCGGACAGUACUUUUCAUUAGUCCUCGUACAUGUUCGAUCAGUGUGACACUCAAUAACAUAAUACAGAAGAACUUCCCAGAUGAAUAUGCAGAGAGAAAAUCAGAAAACGAGACUUUGUCAAACAUGGGCGUUCAUCUGUUACCUCUUUUUGUCAUGGACGUAGUCCUGCCAUGCCAGAAGUUAUCACUAAAUAUAUUUGAACCCCGGUAUAGACUGAUGGUGAGAAGGAUAAUGGAAGGAAAUCAUCGGAUGGGAAUGGUUGUCAUUGAUUCAGCAACAGGUUCUAUAGCUGAUUUUGCUUGUGAAGUGGAAAUAACUGAGUGUGAGCCACUUCCAGAUGGACGUUUUUAUUUAGAGGUUGAAGGACGCCGAAGAUGUCGUAUACUCCGGUCUUGGGAUCAAGACGGGUAUCGUGUUGCCGAGGUUGAGUGGGUUCAGGAUAUCGGUCCACCGCAAGGGACAAGAGAAUGGGAAGAUUUGCAGGCAACUACUAGUGAUGCUGCAGAUCUUGCUUGUUCAUUGAUAAGGUGUGCGAAAGAAGCAGCACGGGGAGAUAGGAGAUCAAGGCGUUCAGCAAUUUUACAAGCCGAAAGAAUGCCUGGACCACAAGAUCCUGAGCUUUUCAGUUUCUGGCUUGUUAAUUUAGUGAACCUGAGGCCAUCAGAGAGACUGGAUCUUUUGCGGCUAAGAGAUAGUCGACAGAGGAUACAGCGAGGACUUGUACAUUUGAAAGCUCAAGAACAAGGCUGCAGUGUUCAAUAACAAAUUGGCAGCCAACAUGCUUCAAUUUGUUUGCCAUAUAAAUAUAUAUGACAGCAUAAGUUUAUAUAUAUAUAAAAGAAAAAUUCAUAUUCUUUGGAUCCACUAAAUUUAUUGUGGAAUGUGGAUAUUGGUCUUUAUUGUAACAAAUUUAAAUCUCAACUCAACCACCUUUGUAAUACAUAUUAUCCUUUUCCA